CAGACAGUUUGACAGUCACUCACUGAGCUUUGCAUCGCGUGCGCACAGACACAACUUAUCCGCUGCGCGUCAGGACUGCAGUCGUUCGCGCCACUCUCCCAUCCGUUCUCAUGUUUAGGAUGCUACAAACACCACAGCUCCGUCAAGGCGUGAUUGCACUUUUCAUGUGGUUCACUCACUUUAUGGAGGACUACAAAGUCCAGGCGGGUAACUGCUGGUUGCAGCAGGGAAAGAACGGCCGGUGCCAGGUGCUCUACAUGUCUGGGAUGACCCGAGAGGACUGCUGCCGGAGUGGCCGUCUGGGCACCGCAUGGACCGAGGAAGAUGUGCCCAACAGCACGCUGUUCCGAUGGAUGAUCUUCAAUGGAGGCGCGCCUAAUUGCAUACCUUGUAAAGAAACAUGCGAUAGCGUUGACUGCGGUCCUGGGAAGAGAUGCAAGAUGAACAAGAGGAACAAGCCCAGGUGUGUGUGUGCUCCGGACUGCUCCAACGUCACAAGAAGGGGGUCCAUCUGUGGGUCGGAUGGAAAAUCCUACAAGGAUGAGUGUACAAUGCUCAGGGCCCGCUGCAGGUACCAUCCUGACCUGGAGGUCCAGUACCACGGACGCUGCCGCAAGACGUGUCACGGAGUUCGCUGUCCUGGCUCUGCGUCGUGUGUCGUGGACCAGACCAACAAUGCCUACUGUGUGGCCUGUAAUCACCAGUGUCCAGAGGUGAAGUCACCUGACCAGUACCUGUGUGGCAACGACGGCAUUGUUUAUGCCAGCGCCUGUCAUCUGAGGAGAGCCACGUGCAUCCUGGGAAGGUCCAUCGGCGUGGCGUACGAAGGGAAAUGCAUUGACGCCCGGUCAUGUGGCGACAUCGUGUGUCGGGGAGCGAAAAGGUGUCUGUGGGAUGAAGCCAGUGGCCGCGGACGCUGCUCUGUGUGUGACGAGCCAUGUCCGGAGAGUCGCCCGGGUGAGAGUGUGUGCUCCAGCGACAACAACACCUACCCCAGCGAGUGUUCCAUGAGGCAGGCCGCAUGCGCUCAGCAGCGUCACCUGGAGGUCAAACACUCAGGAUCCUGCAACUGGAAGCUUGAGGAAGAGGGGAAGGAAGAAGAGGAGAAAGAAGAGCAGGAAUACUAGGAUUUUCUUCAUCAAUAUGUCCUGGAAUACAGCCUGGAUGAUAAACCUUAUAAUAGCUGAAUAGUGUUUCAGUUCAGCCACAGAAUACUGUUCAUAUUGUAUAUAAAGUGUAUGCUUAUUUAUUGUCCAUGGAAGAGAAAUAAGCCAGGGUCUCCCGAACUUGGUCCUAGUACUACACAGCUUAUUCAAAUAAUCAACUAAUCAUCAAGCUUUGGUCGUUUGAAUUGACUGUGUAUUGUUAGGGCAAAAACCAAAACAUGCUGCCCUUUGGGUGCCCAGGACCGAGUUUGAGAAACCCUGGCUGAACUAAGCAAUCGUAUAUUUGAAAUCUUGUAGGUGUUGUUUACUUGUAUGUAUUUCUAUAUUUUGUUUAUUAUUUAUACAUUAACAGUGUCCGUCUGUCUUACUGUAUACCUAAUGUCUCUUGCAUUUUAUCCAAAGAGAAAAUGUAUUAUUUAUUUGAGGUGCAAUACUACCCACAUUGAUGUUCUUGUUCUGUAAACUCCUGCAAUGCAUUCUCUAUCUGAGCUGUACACAUCUGCUUAUUGUGGGCAAGAUUUGGAUUUACCCCUUCUUCCUACAUUGUGAAAUGUUGGCUAGCGUGUUUAGUGUGUUCCAGUUUAUUUUAUGGAGAACUUGUUGCUCACCAAUGUAUAUACCCUAGUGAGAGAAAGGUUUUGUUGACCAAAAGCUGACCUAAAUGGCUUUGUCUAGUCUUUUGUUGACCCAGAGUUACCCGUCCUAGUCCCACUACAGUGCAUAGCGAUACUUUUAACGAGUCACUAUGGUCUCUCUCCCUUCAGAAAAUGACUAGCUUUGUUUAUUAAGGGGAGCAGGAUGGAUGCCACUAAAACAAUGUACAGUUGAAGUCGGAAGUUUACAUACACUUAGGUUGGAGUCAUUAAAACUUGUUAUUCAACCUUCUCCACAAAUGUCUUGUUAACAAACUAGAGUUUUGGCAAGUCGGUUAGGACAUCUACUUUGUGAAUGACACAAGUCAUUUUUCCAACAAUUGUUUACAAAAGGAUUAUUUCACUUAUAAUUCACUGUAUCACAAUUCCAGUGGGUCAGAAGUUUACAUACACUAAGUAUACUGUGUCUUUAAACAGCUUGGAAAAUUCCAGAAAAUUAUGUCAUGGCUUUAGAAGCUUCUGAUAGGCUAAAUGACACCAUUUGAGUCAAUUGGAGGUGUACCUGUGGAUGUAUUUCAAGGCCUUCCUUCAAACUCAGUGCCUAUUGGCUUGACAUCAUGGGAAAAUCAAAUUAAAUUGUUCAAGACCUCAGGGAAAAAAAUUGUAGACCUCCACAAGUCUGGUUCAUCCUUGGGAGCAAUUUCCAAACCCCUGAAGGUACCAAGUUAAUCUCUAUAAAUAAUAGUACGCAAGUAUAAACACCAUGGGACCACGCAGCCAUCAUACCACUCAGGAAGGAGACGCGUUCUGUCUCCUAGAGAUGAACGUACUUUGGUGUGAAAAGUGCAAAUCAAUCCCAGAACAACAGCAAAGGACCUUGUGAAGAUGCUGGAGGAACAGGCACAAAAGAUCUAUAUCCACAGUAAAACGAGUCCUAUAUCGACAUAACCUGAAUGGCCGCUCAGCAAGGAAGAAGCCACUGCUCAAAAACUGCCAUAAAAAAGCCAGACUACGGUUUGCAACUACACAUGGGGACAAAGAUCGUUCUUUUUGGAGAAAUGUCCUCUGGUCUGAUGAAACAAAAAUAGAACUGUUUGGCCAUAAUGACCAUUGUAAUGUUUGGAGGAAAAAGGGAAUGCUUGCAAGACGAAGAACACCAUCCCAACUGUGAAGCACGGGGGUGGAAGCAUCAUGUUGUGGGGGUGCUUUGCUGCAGGAGGGACUGGUGCACUUCACAAAAUAGAUGGCUUCACGAAGGAGGAAAAAUGAUGUGUAUAUAUUGAAGCAACAUCUCAAGACAUCAGUCAGGAAGUUAAUGCUUGGUUGCAAUUGGGUCUUCCAAAUGGACAAUGACCCCAAGCAUACUUCUAAAGUUGUGGCAAAAUGGCUUAAGGACAACAAAGUCAAGGUAUUGGAGUGGAUCUCACAAAGCCCUGACCUCAAUCCUAUAGAACAUUGGUGGGCAGAACUGAAAAAGCAUGCGCGAGCAAGGAGGCCUACAAACCUGACUCCGUUACACCAGCUCUGUCAGGAGGACUGGGCCAACAUUCACCCAACUUAUUGUGGGAAGCAUGUGGAAGGCUACCUGAAACGUUUGACCCAAGUUAAACAAUUUAAAGGCAAUGCUACCAAAUACUAAUUGAGUGUAUGUUAAUUUCUGACCCACUGGGAAUGUGAUGAAAGAAAUAAAAGCUUAAAUAAAUCAUUCUCUCUACUAUUAUUCUGACAUUUCACAUUCUUAAAAAAAGUGGUGAUCCUAACUGACCUAAGGCAGGGAAUCUUUACUAGGAUUAAAUGUCAGGAAUUGUGAAAAACUGAGAUUAAAUGUAUUUGGCUAAGGUGUAUGUAAACUUCUGACUUCAACUGUAUUAUGUUUUAUACAAUGUCUAUGUAGGAAUAAUUAGGUUUUUCAUUUUUUACCUUGACAAUGUUGUUUUUCAUAUUUCAUAAUGUGCCAAUUAAUACUCUUGUAGACUUUUAUGUGCCAAUGUAUUUCAGUGCGGUCAAUCACGUAAUUGAUAUCACUCCCUCUGUAAAUGUAAAUGCAGUGUACCACAUAAUGUUCAUUACAUACAAUAUAUCACACUUAAGCAUGUUGUUUUUCCUCACUCUAUCGAGGAAUAUUCAAUGCAGCUGCUGUGAAUAUAUUUGCUGUUUUGUCCUAAACAGAAAUGUGUUAAAAGUCAACAGCUGUUGCAUUUACAGCUGUGAUACAUUUCCAUGAAUAACCCCCUUGGUCUAUUUUGUUAUGUUGAAUAGAGAUUCAGUCAUAAAUAUAUAGUUUUGUAUUUUUUAUGUGAAUGUUAAAUGUACAUAAUAGCUAUGAUAUUAUGAUGAUAUUUAUACAGGGCAGGAGAGUAAAUAAUAAAAAUGUGCUU
Messenger RNA from Oncorhynchus masou masou (cherry salmon), 4137 nucleotides. Its product is annotated as follistatin-A-like. The record is from RefSeq and is a predicted model, not a curated record. Gene Ontology annotation, molecular function: protein binding. The transcript is spliced from 6 exons. Gene Ontology annotation, biological process: cell differentiation; multicellular organism development. Bases 111 to 1127 code for a protein of 338 amino acids. Lineage: Eukaryota; Metazoa; Chordata; Actinopteri; Salmoniformes; Salmonidae.